Messenger RNA from Bursaphelenchus okinawaensis, 4210 nucleotides. The record is from the annotation of a GenBank genome assembly. Lineage: Eukaryota; Metazoa; Nematoda; Chromadorea; Rhabditida; Aphelenchoididae.
AUGGUGAGUAGGGUAGGGUAGGGUAGGGUAGGGUAGGGUAGGGUAGAAAAAUUAUACUAAGACCCGAUUUGAACAUACCAUAACAUACCCAAAAUAUUUUACUUACAAGACUUAUUCAUACUAACUAACACCCAUCUCUUUAUAUACACCAUGUCUUCUGCACUUACAGCCUACACCCAUCGUGUCAGCACGAAAUACCACACAUAUUUAGACUAUUUAAAAUACGACUUAAAGCGAUUUCCUAAACAAAUAACCAAAUCACAAUCUAUAUACUAUAAUAUCAUCACGGUACUGUGCCGCCAUGACAGCUACCGUGCUGUGCCGAAAAGUACAAUGUUAUCAUGGCGAGUGCGUCAAUGAUAUCAACAAAUAUUAUGGCUUACUUUUGAUCAUGCAAUAUUAUUGUCUGAACAAUAUUUUACCAUAACAACCGUCAAGUUGUUAUUGCGGUUGAUACUGUACAUAAGUUCCUUUACAAAACAAAAAAAAUUACAAGAACUUUCUUUACAAACCAAGAAUUGGUAAGAACUUUAUUUACAAAAUAAAAAAUAGCAGGAACUUUCUUUACAAAUCAAAAAAAAUGUCAAGAACUUUCUUUACAAAGCAUAAAAUGACAAAAAAGUUUCUUUACAAAUGAAAAAUGGCAAGAACUUUAAAAAAAGAUAAAAUGGCAAGAACUUUCUUUACAAAACAUUUGAGUACUGUAACUUCAAUGCAGUAAUACUAACUUCUAUCUUUUUGCCUUCUGAAGGCAUAGAUACUAAUAGAGUACCUUAAUCAAGAACCCUUUUUAUGAAAUACAAAAAACGUUUUUAGGUAACAGAAGUUAGUUCCAACUACUCAAAUACCUUUUACUUAUAUAAUUUCUCAAUUUGAAAGCACGUGAUUCAGAGAUUGUCUAUGUUAACGUUUAUUGUUUGUUGUUUCUACAUUUAAGGCCUCAGACUAUAAAGCUAAAACACUUUGUAGUUUGUGUUCUUGCAACAUUUUUCACUUUUAAACUAAAAUUUCAAAAAAAUUUUUAAUUUGAAAAAAAAUUUUUCAUUUAAAAUUUUUUUUUCAGUUACGUUUCUACCCAAUAAAACCUCUAGCCCUGCAUGAAAGAGUGCACCACUUUGACGAAACUCGACCAUUAAGCGUACUAACAGCUACUGGCAGCUUUUCAAUCAACGAAGCUCACUCUUGGCUUCUUACAUCGAUUUCACAGGUCCCGGAACGAUGUCCUGGCACGGAUACGGUAACAUUGAACUUUCAGUCAACUUUCAAUGGUGGCACUAUGCUUCAGGCUACUUAUUCGUAAGUGUCAUGCCUAGUUAAAAAUUAUGUUAACAUACCCUACCCUACCAUACCUUACCCUACCGUACCGUACCGUACCCUACCCUACCCUACCAUACCCUACCCUACCCUAUUCUACUGUCCCAUACUUUAUCCUACUCUACUGUAUCCUACUGUCUGUAUGCCGGUAUACCUUGCUGUUAUCUAGCUUGCCCUACCCUACUAUACCAUAUUCUACUGUACAUACCCCAACCUUGCUGUAUCCUACUCUAUAUUGUCAUUCCCUACCUUACCCUACAUUUACUCUACCGUACCUUUUUCCUACUUUAUCAUACUCAGCCCUGUCCCUAUCUUUACCUUUCUGAACAUAUAAAACAAAAAGUAUGUCAUCAUACUAUCAUAUAGCAAUGAUCAUUACCAUCUAAAACAACAGUCAUUCGACCACUCCUAAAUGAAAUAAUGAGCAUAUUAUACCCAAUGACAUUACCCUUCCUCAAAACAAUAUACUAUCCAAAAAACCUUAUUCUUCGCGACAAAAAGCCGUAUCAUCUCCCACAAACAUACAACCACACAAUGCUUUGGGGAUUCCAAAAAGAAUUAAUUAAAGAGGGGGGUUUAGAUGAAUUCACUGACUCAUUGAGUAUAUAAAACCUUAAAUCUACAUGUAUAUUAAAGCGUUCACUUAUUAUUUGGGGGGAGGGGGGGGUAAUUUUAUUGAGGAAUAAAGGGUGGGGGGGGGGUAAAAAAGUUUUUUUUUAAAUUAGCGUAAUUGUAAGUAGAUCACUCCCAAAUAAAAAAAAAAUAUUGGGAUAUUUCCCUCCCCCCCCUCCCCACACUGCGCUCCCGCUCCCUCCCCCCCCUUUCAUAACUCCCUAGAUUUGCUUUUCAAAAAGUUGAUCAUAGUCACCCCUAACUUAAAAAAAAAUUAUCCUCCCCUCCCCGCCCUCUCCGUCCCAUACACAUAUUCCACCCGCUAGAUCCUUGAUAAGCCAAGAUUUUUAAUUUUUUCUAAUAAACACUAGUAAAACUAAUCUUUGACUACAGCCACGUUGUCUUAGGUUUUAAAUACGAAACACGGCCGUAAAGUGGGGGUUAUUAUUCGGGUUUCAAGCCCUAAUAAUUCAUUGCCAUUUAUAAAUAGCCAAUUGAAUAAUGAAUGGUCAUACUUUAAGCCUACUUCCAAUUGACGCACUUUUUGUUUCAUUUUUUUAAUUGUAUAGUAGAAUUUUUGAUUAGUAUUGUUUUUAUGAUAUGUUAGGACUCUAGGCUAGUGCUCUGGGCUAAGGUUUUGUGCUAGAGCUUUAUGUUAGGGCUCUGGGCUAGGACUCGGGGCUAAAAGAAAUCAAGACCUGAACCCAUUUUCGAACCAGUAACGAAACUGGGACCAGGACCGGGGCCAGGACCAGGACCAGGACUAGGACUAGGACUAGGACCAGGACCAGGACAGGAACCAGGACCAGGACCAGGACCAGGACCAGGACCAGGACCAGGACCAAGACCAAGACCAAGACCAGGACUAGGACCAGGACCAGGACCAGGACCAAGACUAGGACUAGGAUCACCAAGAUCAAGACCAAAACCAGAAACUGGUCUUGGAACUAAAACAGGACUGUGACUAAAACUAAGGCCCUAGGCUCUGGGCUAGAACUUUGGACUAGCAUUUAACAUAGUUAUGUAAAUUCAAAACUACAGUACUAUUACAUAUACACUUUUUACAAAACGUAUGUUUUUAUUAAAUACACAAACAGUACUUGGUAUACGUCUUUACUUUAUUUGCUUUUAAUAUUGUAGUAUAACGUGCUGAAGUAGAUCUAUGAAAAAUAAAAAUGAUGGUUUUAGCUGAUAUGCGGCUAUUACAUAACACAUAAAAUACAAAAAUAUAUAUUGACGUAGUCUAGCAAAUGUGAUCUAAGAUUUAUAUAGAUUUUACUGUCUUUGCACGAGUAUGUGUAAGCAAAGUACUAGUUUUGGCUUUAAAAAAUUUUUUUGCCAUUUUUAAUUAAGCAAAAGUUUUCCGUAUUUUACAUUGGAAAGAAAGUUCUUGUCAUUUUUUAUUUUGUAAUGAAAAUUCUCGCCAAAUCUUCUUCUGUAAAGAAAGUUCUUGUCAUUUUACGUUUUGUAAACCAAGUUCCUGCUAUUUUAUAUAAAUUUUUCAGGAAAGGUCAAGCAGUGUUCAGAAGUGAUAACAUCUCAACUAUCUUCAUUAUGCGUGAUGUCAUCAGUCGACAAACUACUCAAAAACAAAUGAAAAUACACCUUUCUUGCGGUAAAUUUUAAAAUUUUUUAGAAAAAUUUUUAAAAAAAACAUGUUUCGUCGUAUACAAUGUCCUCUUUUCUCGAAAAAACUUAAAAAACAUUUUUUAUCGUAUAAAAUGUCUGUCACCUUUUUCUCAAAAAACCUAAAAAACAUGUUUCAUCGUAUAAAGCGUCAACUUUUUAAAAAAAACAUGUUUCAUCGUAUAAAACGUCACCAUUUCUUUAAAAAAAUUUUAAAAAACGUUUCAUCGUAUAAAAUGUCUCCAAUAUUUCAAAAAAAUCAAAUUGAACACCAUUUUUAACUCCAGACUUCAACGAUGCAAGUGUAGAACACGCGCUCCGUUUAAUUCACCCCAAGAUGGAAUAUCAAGCCCAACUAGCCAAGAAAUACGAGCUGGCAACAAGCCUAAAGGAACUUAAGGCCGCAUUUGGUGAUGUGUCAUACCUAAAUGCAGAAUUGACCAACAUCCUUAAUAAUCAUGACAAAUUGUACGAGGAAGCAGAUGACAAACAGAUCUACUUUGACCGGAUCGUCGGAAUCAUUGUCGACUUGUUUAUCGACCGCGCCAAAGUCAAUGGAGUUUCGGCUAGCCACAAAGGGAAUGAUCUGGUCAACUUACUCAAUGAGGAUUACUCGCUACAAAAUGUAUUGAACUUUUUUGAAACUUACUCUAAGUAA